UGAGAAACAUUUUUGUCUGUGAAAUACUACGGUCCAGGGCCCUCCGUUUGAUUGAGAGUCACCGGAAUCUUGAAUCUCCGGCGACCAGAAACUCUGCAGACUUGCUAAAUUCUCUCUGAGGACUGGCAAGGAAACCAUCCUUCACUACAAUCCUUUGUAACACACAGACUUUAUUGGCAUGGGAGUUGUGACUGUUUCUAGCUCUGCUGCAAGGAGUCCUUUAGGAUUGAGCACGAGAUUUUCCUCUCGUUUAUGUGCGCUUAAAAGACCAUUAGUAUUGUCAUUCAAAGCCAAUAAACCGAAAAAUGCUGCUUUGGUUCCACCUGAUGAAGCUACAUCAUUGUCUCUAGAGACAUCAAAAGAGAGUAAAAAGAGACUGGGGCGAGCUAAAAAGCGUUCAGAUAGGAUACAUGCUGUCUCUACCGGUGAAGCCUCUCCGAGUACUCUAGAUUUGGAUUACAACGAUGUUGCUGCCAAACUCGAGAAAUUAUACAUCCAUAGUCCAGAACCCACUACUUCUGGUAUAGGUUCUGAAGGCUGUAUAGUCAAGAGAAGUUGUCAAAGGAAGAAAACGAAACGGUUGAGUCUUGAUAAGAGGGUUGCUCUUAGAAACAUGAAGGGAGGCGAAAUAGUUGCUUCUUCCCACGAAAGGAAGCUUAAGGAGGAAACAGAAGAAGAAAAAAUCAAUAAACUUGUUAGAGAAUAUUCGGUUGGCACAGAUUUAGUGAGCAUGGACUGGAAGAAAAUGAAAAUCCCAGCAGUGCUUGCUUCAUCUGAGCAUGCCUGGCUCUUUAAGUUGAUGCAGCCUAUGAAGGUAAUCCUUCAAGUUAAGGAACACUUACAAAACGAUCUGGGGCGAGAACCAUCUGGUGUUGAAAUAGCAGACGCAACAAAUGUGGAUAUUGUUCUACUAAGGAAAAUAUUGGAAGCUGGUCGAGCAGCACGAAACAAAUUGAUCAAGCACAACCUACGACUGGUUUUGUUUGUCAUCAAAAAAUAUUUUCAAGAUUUUGCAAACGGUCCAAAGUUCCAAGACCUGUGUCAAGCGGGUGUGAAGGGCCUUAUCACAGCCAUUGAUCGAUUUGAACCAAAAAGGAAGUUACAGCUCUCAACAUACGGUCUCUUUUGGAUUAGACAUGCAGUUAUACGCUCCAUGACUCUUUCGAGCUUCAUUAAAGUGUCCUUUGGGCUUGAGUCGGUACGAGCUGAAAUCCAGAGGGCGAAAUUAGAAUUGUUGUUUGAACUUCAGAGGAUGCCAACAGAUGAUGAGAUAACAGAACGAGUAGGAAUCUCGACUGACAGAUACCACGAAGUGAUGAAAGCAUCGAAACCUGUUUCCUCUCUCCAUGCAAGGAACCGCGUGACACAAGAGGAGCUUAUCAAUGGAAUUACUGAUCUCGAUGGUGUUGAAGGCGAUAAGAGGCAGCAACCCGCUCUUCUAAGGCUUGCUCUUGAUGAUGUGCUUGAUUCUCUGAAACCGAAAGAAAGCCUGGUGAUUAGACAGAGAUAUGGACUCGAUGGGAAAGGCGAUAGGACACUGGGAGAAAUUGCAGGAAACCUAAACAUUUCGAGAGAGAUGGUGAGGAAACACGAGGUGAAGGCUCUGAUGAAGCUCAAGCAUCCGGCUCGAGUGGAUUAUCUUCGCAGAUACAUUUUCUAAGGACACCAACGCCCUUGAUCAGCUCGAGCCAUCCACACCCUGCUGUUGUUGAUCAGGAUAAGCUCCUGCAACAACUAUAUGUGUUUGCUGUCGCGAUUAUACACUUAUACUAAUCAUUUGUAUCAUAAUCACAUACAGAUAAUGUAACUUACACACAUGAUAAAGAGGAAAAAGAAUCAUAUAACAAAGCAAAAUAUUGAGUUUUACAAGACUGAAACCACUAUCUGUAACUAAGCCAAUCAAUUUACAACUUCUGCAGAUGGCUUUUUCUCUUUUUUUGGGUAGUAAUGAAAGGUGAAUGAAUGUGUGGUAGGUGUAAGUUGGUAA
Messenger RNA from Ipomoea triloba (trilobed morning glory), 1987 nucleotides. RefSeq names its product RNA polymerase sigma factor sigE, chloroplastic/mitochondrial-like. Bases 179 to 1660 code for a protein of 493 amino acids. NCBI's taxonomy places the organism in Eukaryota, Viridiplantae, Streptophyta, Magnoliopsida, Solanales, Convolvulaceae. Gene Ontology annotation, biological process: DNA-templated transcription initiation; regulation of DNA-templated transcription. The record is from RefSeq and is a predicted model, not a curated record. Gene Ontology annotation, molecular function: DNA-binding transcription factor activity. The transcript has 6 exons.